CUUGUGGUUUUAAGUUCCAUGGUGCUCUUGAUCUUUCAACAUGCUCAAGAUUCAAAAACUUGCCAGAGAACUCAUGGAUAAUCGAAGGUCUACGGAUGCUUGAUUUGAGUAAAACAGCUAUAGAAGAGAUGCCUUCAUCAAUUGGAUGUUUGAUUAACCUUACUGCGUUGACUCUAAGAUAUUGCAUAAAUCUUGUGCACCUUCCUAGCACCAUUUGUAGUUUGAAGUUGCUUAAGUCUCUUGAUCUUUUUGGAUGCUUAAAAUUUGACAACUUGCCUGAGAACAUAGGAAAUAUGGAAGGUUUGGAGCUGCUUAAUUUGUGUUGGACAGCCAUAAAAGAGGUUCCUUCUUCCAUUGUUCUCCUUAAAAAACUCAAGCAGCUUCAUAUCCAUGGAUGGAAGUUAUCUGAAUUUUAUUCCCAGCCAGCAAGUCCUGAGUCGAUGGAACCAUUAUGGAUUUCAUUAUCUUACUUGCCAACAAAUCCUACCAUGGAAAAAAUAUUAUUGCCUUCAUUUAUAUAUUCUUCCCUGCAAACAAGUCCAGUUCCAGUGGGCUUAUCAUUGCCUUCCUUAUCAGGUCUGCAAUCUUUAACCAAUUUGAAUCUUAGUCACUGUGAUCUUUGGUCAAUCCCCAAUGACAUUGGCUGCUUGUCCUCUUUAGAAUACUUAGAUCUAAGUGGAAAUAAUUUUUUUUCCCUUCCUGAAAGCAUGUUUCAACUCUCUAAUCUUCGAAAACUCUAUUUGGAGGGUUGCGCGAGUCUUCAAUCAUUGGAAAAUGUUCCGUCAACUAUUGAUUCUGUAAUUGCAGACGAUUGUACCUCACUAGAGAGAUUGCCAGAACUGCAAUUUUAUCUUUUUAGGUCAGAUCGCACCUAUUUGCAAUUCCUGUUUUUCAACUGCUUCAAAUUGGUUGACAAUAACAUGCUUCGGGGCGCUAAUAACAUUCUUCAGGGACAAAGUGGUACACUACCAAAGAAGUUGAAAAUUAUUAUUCCAGGAAGUGAAAUUCCGAAAUAUUUUAACCAUGAAUGUAUGGGUCAUGAAUUGAAAGUACAAGUACCUUCUAAUUGGUCUAAUGCGCCAAUUGGAAUUGCAUUUUGUGUUGUCUUUGUACCCAACAAAUGGCGUGAAUGCCCUCGUGAUUGGGAACUUUCAUUUAUAAUCGAUGGAUUUCCAAUGAAUGAGGGAGAAAUUUCUGGUUCUAGGAAAGAAUAUGGUACAAUUGAAUCACAUCACCUUUGGCUGACCUAUUCUUCUUAUCGGAACGGAUUUCAUCCUCUUAUGAUUACAGCAUCUUCCCAGAACUUGGAGGUGGAGAAAUUUGGGGUCCGAUUCAUAUACGGGCAAGACAUCGAAAAUCCCAGUAAAACUAUGGCACAGUGCAUCAACAACAGCAGCUUCGUAAUCCAUCAUGAUAUUGAUGAUUCAAUUGCAGAAGGUAGUGCAAAUAAGCAAAGCCAUGAUGAGGAUGAUGAUGGGGCAGGACCUAGUGGAGAAUGCUGCUCUAUUGUGGAACCACCGCCAAAGAGGAUUCAAAGGCUUGGAGGAUUUAUGGCUGAUUCUGAGGAUUCUAGUCAAAGGGAAUUUAUUGACUACUUUGCUAUGGAAGGAGAGAAUCAAACGUCCAAGAAGCUUGAAUCCAUUCACGAAGGUAGUAGUUACCAAGACAUCGAAGAUCUCAAUCUAACUAUGGCACAGAGCAGCAACAACAGCUGCACCCUCUGUGAGGGUCUGGUGAAAUCUAUCGUGAUAUUGAACAAUUUAGCCGCAGAAGGUAGCAAAAAUAAGCAAAACUGUCAUGAGGAUGAUGAGGCUGGACCUAGUGGAGAAGGCCACUCUAAUGAGGAACCACAACCAAAUUGGAUUUAUGAAGUUGGAGAAUUUAUGGCUGAUUCUAAGGAGUCUAGUCAAAGGGAAAUUUUCGACUUCUUUUCCAUGGAAGGAGAGUAUCAAAUGUCAAAGACGCUUGAAUCCAUUCACGGAGGGAAGAGGGAUAGUUACCAAGACAUUGAAGAUCCCAAUCAACCUAUGACUCAGUUAACCAUCAACAGCAGGACACUCUGAGGAUCUGGGUGAUCUACGCCAUGAUCUUUAAGAUUCAACCACAAAAGGUAGCAGAAAUAAGCAAAGCUGUGAUGAGGAUGAUGGGGUUGGACCAAGUGGAGAAGGCUAUUCUAUUGAUGAACCCCAUCCAAAGACUACCUGGAUGCAUGGCUGAUUCUAAAGAAUUUGGUAUAAGGAAUGUUUCAACUUCUUUGCCUGAGGAGACCCAAGAAACUCGAAGCCUAUCGCGGUGGUAAGAGGGAUAGUUAUGAGAGAGAUGUUGAAGAAUUAGCCAAGGAGGGUCAUUCCUCUCACACCCACCUUGGCACCGUCUCAAGUGGGCAAGAAUUAAUCAAGGAGGGUUACUUUUUGCUGUAUGUGUGUGUGUAUAUGUGUGUGGCUUUGUUUAUUUGGCUUUAUAGAGUUUAAGCCGUGGCAUCAGUGUAGAGAAAUUAAAGAUGAUCUUGUCCCAUGCUUUUGUGCUAUUUUGUAAUCUCCCAUUUUCUUAGUGAAAUAUUCUGUUAGACACUGUCCAUGGAUGUAGGCUUAAAGCCGAACCACGUAAAUCUUUGUGUUUCA
Quercus lobata is the source of this 2621-nucleotide messenger RNA. Its product is annotated as disease resistance-like protein CSA1. NCBI's taxonomy places the organism in Eukaryota, Viridiplantae, Streptophyta, Magnoliopsida, Fagales, Fagaceae. The record is from RefSeq and is a predicted model, not a curated record. The coding region runs from base 96 to 2063 and encodes 655 amino acids. Gene Ontology annotation, molecular function: protein binding. The transcript has 5 exons.